This is a messenger RNA of Gymnodraco acuticeps, 1371 nucleotides long. RefSeq names its product ATG10 autophagy related 10 homolog (S. cerevisiae) (gene atg10). Gene Ontology annotation, molecular function: Atg12 transferase activity. The record is from RefSeq and is a predicted model, not a curated record. Bases 428 to 1165 code for a protein of 245 amino acids. Gene Ontology annotation, cellular component: intracellular anatomical structure. Gene Ontology annotation, biological process: protein modification by small protein conjugation; protein lipidation; macroautophagy. The transcript is spliced from 7 exons. NCBI's taxonomy places the organism in Eukaryota, Metazoa, Chordata, Actinopteri, Perciformes, Bathydraconidae.
AUCACUGUUGCCGGAAAUACAUCCGCGGAGGAUCCCCGGAAAAAUGUAGAGAAAUUAGAAACCUAUACGAUAUUUGAAUUAAAUCUAGAUUAUCUAAAAACAUUUAUCUUGUUAUUUGCGACAUUUUGAAAUGUUCAAGACUUUUGGUUUGAAUUCGUUGCUGACAGAUACAAAUAAUUUAAGAAAAAGGUGACAGUAGCAGUCACGUGAUCUUACGACCCGGAAGAGAAACAUUGUUCCUGCUCUUCCUUCAAAAAGUGAGUUAUCGUAUACUGUAGGAAAGAAUAGGGGGAAACUAACUAUUGUAUAGUGUUUUGAGAGUCUGGAGACCUUCGUUCAGGUAGGAACCCCCUGGGUUCCAGCAGCAGAGUCACAGGAAGCUGCGUCAUAUCAUGCUAACUGCUGAGAUGGAGACUGGAGAGAAGAGAUGAGCCUGUGUGUUCUGGAUGAGGACAAGUUCCACCUGUGCUGUCAGCUCCUCCUGCAGCUGUCGGAGCAGCUGGGGGACGGCUGGAGCUGGGAGGGGGGGCAGGAGGGCUACCUGAGGAAGACUGCUCUCAGGUCAGUGGUAAUCGACUCCAGCUCAGUGUGGGACUAUGAAGGAGAAGGGGCAGACACUUCCUGUCCCUCACGUUCUGAGCAGCAGGAAGGGGAACAGGAACAGGCUGCUGUUGAUGCCUCAGCUGAUACUGACAGCAUCAAAGGUGACAUGGAGGAUGAAGAUGAAGAUGACGGCGUGUGUGUGGCGUCUGCAGGCAGUAGCCAGCUGCUUCAGUACGAGUAUCACAUCCUGCACUCCUGCAGCUACAGCACACCGGUGCUCUACUAUAGAGCCUGCACUCAGGAGGGGCGGAGCCUGUCGUUAGAGGAGGUGUGGAGCUCCGUCCAUCCAAACUACAGGCUGCGACUCCAGAACAGUCCUCUGAACACCAUCACUCUGCAGGCGCCCCCUCUGCUGGGUCAGCCUUUCUUCAUGCUUCACCCCUGCAGGACGGAGGAGUUCAUGCGUCCGGUGCUGCAGGCGGCUCAGGACCAACACAGGCCGGUGAACUACGUGUUGUCGUGGCUCAGUGUGGUGGGUCCUGUGGUGGGGCUGGACGUCCCUCUGAAGUACUCCACCCUGCUGCACCCUGCGGCCCCCCCCGGCAGCACAGAGCCAGGCUGACUCCGCCCCCUGUGUCUGUCAGCAUCACUGUGGAGCCCCCCUGUACGGAGGCUGCAUCACUAAUCAGACCCUCAGAGGCUGAAGGUGGACUGUGUGCCAGAGUCCUGCACGGGUCUGAUUGUCAAGAUCCCCAAACCGACCCGAACCCGCAUCUCCUAUGAGCAUUAAAAAUGUGCAAUUAUUAACACACGCAGUUGCAUAUUUGG